Acipenser ruthenus (sterlet) is the source of this 6236-nucleotide messenger RNA. Its product is annotated as pro-interleukin-16-like. NCBI's taxonomy places the organism in Eukaryota, Metazoa, Chordata, Actinopteri, Acipenseriformes, Acipenseridae. The transcript is spliced from 23 exons. Gene Ontology annotation, biological process: leukocyte chemotaxis; induction of positive chemotaxis. The record is from RefSeq and is a predicted model, not a curated record. Bases 284 to 4933 code for a protein of 1549 amino acids. Gene Ontology annotation, molecular function: CD4 receptor binding; cytokine activity.
ACUCCAUUUGGAGUAUGAUUGAGGAAAAGUAGAGUCAUACAUUACGUUGCUGCAGUUUCUUUUACUUAGUGGGAAAGGGGUGUGAGUAACUUGAUGCCAGAUACAAUCGUGGAAGGCAGUGGCAAAUACAGGACGCUUUCUCUAGAAGCUGCACUGCAAACGGACACCUGCUUCAAAACUGGGAAAACUUAAGACAGUGUGGAAUGACAUUGUGUUCUCUGGGGUACCUCAAGGACUGGAUAAAGGUCUACUCACAGCAUAUGCUUGCUUGGACUGUAUCUCCAUGUUUUCUUUGAGGAGUCAGUUUGAAAGAGAAGCAAUGCCAGAAAGUCUCUUUCCAUUAGCUGGCCAGGGCAGAGGAAAUCCAUCAGCAAACAUGCCGCACAGCUAUACCAACCACAAGAAGAAAGCUAAUGGGCUUGCGAUGAAGACGGAGAGGAGAAGCACUACAGGCAAAACCAACAGGAGGUCGCGGAAGCUUGGGCUCAUUUCCAGGUCGUUAAUACUGUGCAAUUCCAAAAACAGUGACGAAGGAUCGAGCCCGGAGGAAAAAUACCCUGAUCCAGCUGAAAACGAGAAAUACAGUGGGAGAGAAAGAUCGGAGAGAAACCCCAGGGCACAGGUGCUGUCCACUACACACUCUGCUGAACACAAAGAUUGUGACCCACAAAGGACCACAGGAGAACAUGAGGAACAUGCCAAGAAGACUAUGAGGAGAACAUUUUCCAUUAAGGAAAGCAGCAUCUGGAAAUUGUGUGUGGCUACUGGUGAUGAAGGUCUGGGGAUUCAAAUCUCUGCAAAUAACACCUCUGCAGUACCAAACAAAGGAAUUACUGUUAGCCAUGUGAUGAAUGGAGGGGCAGCACACAGAGAUGGUCGUCUUCAGCCUGGGGAUGAGCUGCUAACAGUGAAUGGACAAUCCCUGACUGGCCUCUCAAGACAUGAGGCUGAGGCUGUGCUCCAGACAGCAACAGGGCUAGUGGAUUUGGUAGUUUCCACCAAGCUAAUGACUUGUCCUGUAGAUGAAGAUAAGGGGUCACUUUUAUGUAACAGAUCUACCUCGGUUUCUGCACCACCAACUACCGACAAGGAAAACCUGCAGCCUCAGACAAACAUCAUUGAUAAAGAAAAUGCUGGGAACGACAUUCCCCCAAAGAGAAACAGCACAGACAUGACUGGGGAGGGAUCCAAAGAGCGUCAUGCAGAAAAAUCUGAUAAUUAUUCCCAGACCAAGUUGUCCUGUAAAAGGACUCGGAGUAAUUCUACUAGUGUCAAUCCCUAUUGGAUUGGAGAUUUAGAUGCCCUUAUCAUUAAAACACCAGAGAUGUAUAAUAGUAACAACACACAGGGAAAUCCCGGUUUCUACGGCAACAGGAAGGCACUCUCCCAGCAGCUGGAGUUUCCUGAUGCACCUGCCCAGGUUAUUGCAAGACCCACUCGGUCUUUAAGCUCGGCACACUUAGUGAACUCGAGCAGCAGCGUGCAAGCCUUUGUUAUUUCUAAUAUCGUUCUGAUGAAGGGUCAAGGCAAGGGUUUAGGGUUCAGUAUAGUCGGUGGAAAGGACAGCAUGUAUGGACCAAUAGGAAUCUAUGUCAAGACUAUUUUCCCAGGUGGAGCAGCGGCAUCUGAUGGAAGAUUACAAGAAGGAGAUGAAAUACUGGAGUUGAAUGGCAAGUCGCUGCAUGGAUUGACCCACGAUGAGGCCCUGAAGAAAUUUAAGCAAACUAAGAAGGGCUUGCUGACGCUGGCUGUGCGGACCAGCCUGCGGAUCGGAGCCUCGUCCAGCUCCUCCGGCGUCUCCCACCUGUGCCGCUCGCGCUCCCUCAGCUCCAGCGCCACCAUCAGCAGCCGGGGAAGCUGCUCCGGCCCCGAGCUGGCAGACUGCAGCUUCCUCCCCAGCCCAGCCAAGCCCAAAGACAGAAUCAUGAUGGAAAUCACUUUGCACAAAGAAUUGGGUGUGGGCCUUGGGAUUGGGCUGUGCUGUGUCCCCUCCAGUGAAGGCUACCCUGGCAUUUACAUCCACACCCUCUCCCCUGGCUCUGUGGCCCACAUGGAUGGAAGACUAAGGGGUGGGGAUGAAAUCGUAGAAAUCAAUGAAACAGUGGUUCACAGCAUGACUCUCAAUGAGGUUUACACAGUCCUCAGCCAAUGCCACCCGGGGCCUGUCCAGGUUAUCAUCAGUCGUCACCCGGAUCCGAAGGUUUCAGAACAGCAGCUAAACGAAGCCAUUGCACAAGCUGUUGAAAACAGCAAACUGAAAAAAGUCAAGAGUCAGUGGAGUAUAGAAGCCCUGAAAAAGAAUGAGCCGUGCUCCCAUGGAAAGCAGAAGUGUGAAAAAUGCUUGGAGAGAAGUUUCAGUCAACUGAAUAACAGGAGACCCCAGAAGCUGAUGAUCCGCUCAAGCAGCGACACGAGCUCCAACCACAGAUCACCCUGUUCUAACGGGGGCUCAGCCUACUCAACCCAGCAGGCAGGCAUGAAGUGCAGGGUCCACAGUGUUGACGUGCCCAUGACCGCUCCACAAAGCACUGUGGCUGGAUCGCCAGGCUGGUCGGUUAUAGAGAUCAAACCAUCCCCUCCUCACCCAGACGAUUACAACGUACCUAAAAGCAAACAUUCCAGCCAACAAUCUAUAGACUUCAUUAUCAAAACCGCAAGAGCCUCCAAGCCAAAGCCUCCACCGAGGAGGUAUUUUAAACAGCAAGAAGAUUCAAAGGAAGAGCAUUUUUCUGAUCAUGGAGGUGUGAACGGAGAUUCACCCAACGACUGGAAACCAUCUACUACAAAGUGCCAGUUUUUUUACAGUUUAUUCAUGGCUUUGAGAAAGAUUCCUGAUUUACUCUUUAAAAAUGAAGCAGGGAGCUUGGUGUCUGAAGGAACUAAAACGGUUCACACUAACACUCUCUGCGUGACUUCAUUAUCACCAGGGGACUCUGGUCACUUCUCUGAAACUGCAAAAGAUAACUCUUUACGAGCAGAAGGAAGACUCCAAAGUGUUGGUUCUCCUACAAACCUCUCUACGGGAACUAAAAGGCCAGCAUUAAGAAGACAAGCUCACGUGGAUCUCUUUGUGGCUCAUCAAACACAAGACCCGUGGGUAAGGAUUUCAGACAGUACUGAGGGACAACCAAGCUGUGCCAUCAUGAGUCAGGAGAAUGGGCAACCAGACCUGAACGGCUCCUCCGUGCACGAAAAGGAUGCACCUGAUGGAGCUCCGGCUGUAAAAGACCCCCUGAAUGUUAAGAAAGGUCCUCCAGUGGCACCAAAGUCGGUUUGGGUUCGCCAGAGCCUGAAAGGUUUAAAGAGUGGAAAACUGCCAGCAACAACCAAACCUCGGGACGGGGGCACACCAAAUCCAAGAAGCACGUUUGGUGUGAGCUUAAGAAAUACUUUGACCAAAUCCAACUUGUCAUUCAAACAGAAAAUUAGCUCUUUUGAAACUUUCUCUAGCUCCGAAUCUACUGAAAGAGGAACUAAGAGGAUUUCUCCAUCACUGUCUUUACCCUUGGUAGACAAACCUCCAAGCAGAAGUGACACAACUUCAGCUGUCAACACUGCUUGUCAUGCUGCCAAUAAAGCAGCUGAGGUUAGCCCACCUGAUGAAAGCAAGUCAGCAAUAGAGGUGACCAUCCCGGCAGCAGAGCCAGAGGUACCUUCCUCUCCCCCGCCAGCGUCUUCAUUGCCCAGCCCCAGGAGAAGCAGCAGCACAAAAACUGUGCCCUCCACAGCAUCGCUGGAACCUGAAGAAAACGUGGUGUUCAAAUCCCCUAGCCAACGGACAAGAAGCUUCCCACUGGCUACCACCCCGUCCUCUGAAACCUCCAACCCGAAGACCUAUGAUGGAGAAAGCCUCUGUAAAAUUCUCUCGUUCAGUAAUCAAGUAUCGCAUGCGUUAAUGAGGUCAAUGCGUUCCCUUCCUCAGUCCCCCUCCAUCUGGCACAGCAACCCUUGGUCUGCUGCUCCAGGAUCCCCCCAAGCAGCUCCUGACGAUGACUUGUCCUGGGCUGACAAGACCCCCGGGUCGCCUGCUGUUGACCUGAGCCAUGCUGAAAAGGGAUUUUCUGUCAGCUUGGCAGAGCUCAGAGAAUGCACGAUAGGCAUGGCGGACGAGAAGAGAGAGGACGGGAAGAGGGAACGCACCUCGUCCCUCUCCUCCUCAGCCUCGGCCCAGUCACUCAUCUCCCUCAUUCCUGCAGAGGAGAUCAAGAAGAUGAUAGAGGAGGUGAAGGCCCUAGAUGAAGAAACCCUGAAGCAAUUUGAAGACAUUCACGUUGUAAUUUUGCACAAAGAAGAAGGCACUGGGCUGGGAUUCAGUAUUGCUGGUGGGAUAGACCUUGAAAAUAAAGUGACCACAGUACACAAGGUAUUUCCCAGUGGACUGGCAUCAGAGGAAGGAACCAUUCAGAAAGGGGAUGAGCUGUUAUCCAUUAACGGGCAAUCCCUUAAAGAGGUGACGCACAGUGAGGGCACAGCCAUUCUCCGGCAGGCCAGGAUGCUGAAGCAGGCGGUCAUCGUUAUUUGCAAGUCAAAGGAGAGCGACACAGGAAAUGAUGAGAGCAGUGAAAGCAGCUUGACCACAAGUGCUGUUGAAAAUCCAAGUAUGACAGAUGCAGAGGAUGCGGGUUCCGAUACAAUCGCUGUCGAGCUGGAGAAGAACGCCGGGGGUGUGGGGUUUAGUUUGGAAGGAGGCAAAGGGUCCAUUCACGGAGACAAGCCCCUUGUCAUCAACAGAAUUUUUAAAGGGGGGGCUGCUGAACAGAGCAGGAUCCAGCCGGGCGACGAGUUACUGCAGAUCCAGAGUACUGCCCUGCAGGGACUGACCCGUUUCGAAGCCUGGAACAUCAUUAAAGCCUUACCGGAGGGUCCUAUCAGAGCUGUUAUCAGAAGAAAAACUGAUGUGAGCAAAUCUGAGGCCACUGCAGAGGAACAAUAAAACAGCUGCCGACAUUCAAGGUUUUAAACAGAGGUGUGUAAGCCAGUCUCUGUCGUGGAAUCAGCAGGAAAACGACACUGUGUUAUCAAACAAAGCCCCCAAACGCUCGCUUUCCAAUCGCAGGGCGGCUAGGAAGGCCACCUCGAGCUACAGCCGUGUAAAAACUGUUCAACGCAGAGAAACGAAACCUGGGAGAGACACCAGACAAUGGACAUUAGGAGUCUCAGUGUUCAUUUAAUUAAAAUGUUUCCAGAGUGUUGACCAUAGUGAACAAUAAUAACAAUGACACUUGCAGUAUAAGGGUACAGCAUUCCUGGUGGUAGUCUUAAUAUCUUGUUGUCACUUGAGUGUAAAGCUACCCAAAAUAUACAGUGGUCUGGUUUCUCUUAGCUAUUUAUUCCAAAUCAUUAGCACAGUUCUUGUUUGAUGUUACACUUUCCAGCAAGCGUUAAAAGUCUAGUUAUAGAAAGGCUACCUGCUUCUUCUAUGUCAAGGCAAGAAAUGCACAUCUGAAGAACUUUAGAAACCCUGAAAAAAACAGAUGAUAGAUAUCAGCUUGCUCGUUUGCUUUAUUCAUCAACAAAAAAAAUGCUUGAUGGUACUGUAAUAUUUGUAUGCUGUUGACUACAACUUUUUAAACUAUGCCAAACUUUUUUUUUCCUUUGUAGCAAUUUUACCAUUUUCACAAUUAUGUAAGCAGCAGGUGCUGUGUUCCAGAUUUGUCCUCAACAUCUGUUAAAUCUCCUGGGUUUAAAAGCACAAAUGGAAUUGCUGGAUUUUCAUGUAAGGUACAAAAUAUUGGCAGCAGAGUAUAAUUCUAAUUUGAGUUCACAUUUAUGUGCAAUACUUUCCUUCUUAAAAAAAAAUAAUAAUAAUAAUAUAAGAGACACAGUAUAAUGUAAAAUUUAUAAUUUUGGUCAUAUUCUGUGUCAGUGAAAUGUAUUUUUUUUUCAGGAAAUAAAGUAUUUUAUAGAGCUAUAAAAAUAGGUUUUUCUUUUAUUUUUACAAUUCAUUUAAAUAUUUCUUCUGACGCCCAAAAUAUACUGUUACGUUUUUCUUUGAUUGCGUUCAAUAAAACAUUACAUUAUCUCCAUUGUUAUUUCAAAAGUUUAUUAGUUACCCUAAAUUACUCUCGUUUUUUUUUUUUAAUUGAAGCUGUUUUAUUUAUUUUUUUAGAAAAAAAUAAAACCUGGUGUUAACAUAGGAUGGUGCUAAAUACUUUGUGAAUAUGGACUUCUGUAUCUGACAUUAGCAACACCAAUAUAGUUUGUCUAGUGACCUCUUCUGGUACCAUGCAAUAAUG